AACAGUUUGACAGCCUGUUAGAUAGCUAACAGCCACCGAAAAGACGGCUUCCUGCAUCUAGUUUGAUUUAGUUUGACCUUCUAUUUUCCUGGGGGUUUUUUUGUUUUGUUAAUUAGCUUGCUAUCAUGACGUCCAUAGAUGACAGUAACAAGGAAAAGCUGCGCUCUGUGUCUGUGGACUUGAACAAUGAUGCCUCGCUUGUCAUUGAUAUUCCUGAUGCUCUGUGUGAAAGGGAUAAAGUCAAGUUCACAGUCCAUACAAAGACGACCUUGAGCUCCUUCCAGAAACCAGAAUCCUCUGUUCCCCGGCAGCAUGAAGAUUUUAUCUGGCUGCAUGACACUCUGGUUGAAACCGAGGACUAUGCUGGUCUAAUCAUCCCUCCAGCUCCCCCGAAGCCAGAUUUUGAGAGCCCAAGGGAGAAGAUGCACAAACUGGGGGAAGGCGAAGCCACAAUGACUAAAGAGGAGUACACUAAAAUGAAGCAAGAGCUGGAGGCUGAAUAUCUGGCUGUAUUUAAGAAAACCGUUCAAGUGCACGAAGUCUUCUUGCAGAGAUUGUCUUCGCACCCCGUUUUAAGCAAGGACAGAAACUUCCAGAUUUUCUUGCAGUAUGACCAGGAUCUCAGCGUGAGGAGAAAAAAUGCCAAGGAAAUGUUUGGAGGAUUCUUCAAAAACAUGGUGAAGUCUGCCGACGAGGUCCUCAUCUCAGGAAUUAAGGAAGUGGAUGACUUUUUUGAGCAGGAGAAAACAUUUUUGCUUGACUACUACAGCAAAAUAAAAGAUUCCACUGCCAAAGCUGAGAAAAUGACACGUUCACACAAAAAUAUCGCAGAUGAUUACAUUCACAUUUCUGCCACUUUGAACAGCAUCUGCGCUGAGGACAGUACACCAAAUAAGAAGAACCUGGAGAAGCUGUCAGACUUGUUUGAGAAGCUCAGAAAAGUGGAGGGAAGGGUAGCAUCUGAUCAGGAGCUGAAACUCACAGAGCUGCUGAGAUACUAUAUGAGGGACAUCCAGGCAGCUAAGGACCUUCUGUACAGACGAGCCAGAGCAUUAGUUGAUUACGAGAACUCUAACAAGGCCUUGGAUAAAGCCAGACUUAAGGGCAAGGAUGUUGCCCAAGCAGAGGAACACCAGCGGCAGUGCCUACAGAAAUUUGACAAGCUCUCAGAAUCUGCUAAAAAAGAACUCACCAGCUUCAAGGGCAGACGAGUUGUUGCCUUCAAGAAAAAUCUCAUAGAAAUGGCUGAGCUUGAGAUAAAACAUGCUAAGAACAAUGUGGCUCUUUUGCAAGGAUGCGUUGACAUCCUCAAGGGCAACUGACGCGUUAAAGUAUUAAUGUCCCAGCACCACUAAGUGACCAAUCCUUGCAAAUGGAAACCCAACAUUCCCAGGAUGUUUCAUCGAAAUGAUGCCAAGCACGUCUCUGCUCUACCCUGGGUCUGAUGCAACUUAAAAUCCCUGUAAGAUACGCUGUAUCUACUAAGCACAAUGUCCUCAUGUUUACAGAGUCCCUGUCCCCUGCUCUUUUGUCCACCUGUCUUACUGUAUUUAAUGUAGAGCUCUAGCUCAGUGUGAAUGUCUCCUAAAAUUAAGGUUGCCAUCAUUAAGGCCUUCCAUAAAUAUGCAGCAUUAAUAAAUGUGACAUUUUUCCAUCUCUUAAUUUUAUGCACUUAGUUUUUGUUUAGCUUUUUUGGUCCUUUUUUUCCUUAAACACAUUUUUGCCAUUAUUCUGACCCAAGCCUUCCUCUUCAUUUAUGCUUUUAGAUAACUUUAAAAACAAGGUUACACUGUUUGUUUUUCAUCAUUCAUGUACUUUGGGGAUUUUUGUUUAGAUUUUUUUUUUCUAAUGCAACUCUUCUAUAAGUGGAAAAAAGUGUCUGCAUCCUGCAUUACAUAUAUAUAAAAAAAAAAAAUCAUGACUGAAUUUAUAAAAAAAGAAAUUAAAAUGUUUUUUGUAUGUUAAAAAAUAUUUCCACACCUGGUCCUUGUUUAAUAGAGAACAUGGCUCAAAUUCAACUUAAUUGUAUAAAUAAGAUAUUGAAAGUGAUUCUAAAGCAAAUUACAUAAACAAACAUUAAUAGGCAAUCAGAGGACAUUAACAUCACCAUGCUCCCCCACUAUUAUUCAUCUUGAACAUCUUUGGUCUGUUUAUUCUGUAUUUUGGACAAUGUAAUGUGUUACUUUACUCAUCCCGGUUGUUAUUAUUAGACUCACAAAAUAAAUCAGGUAAAAAAAAAAAACUGUUUACUUUAAAUUAAAAAAAUAUGCACCUAAAAGAUAGAAAAAGGCUCUUCACAAUCAUGCUCUAGCUUGUUGGAGUGUUACAAUGAAUCAUAUUUUUUUUUGUUAAAAAAUGGAAUGUAUUUCUAAAGAUUAAAACUGUUCACAAUCUUUUUCAUACUACCCUUUCUUACAGAAACAGCAUUUUAUGGAUUUGUAAUGGCAUUGAAUAAAUUCUACUUU
This is a messenger RNA of Cyprinodon variegatus (sheepshead minnow), 2465 nucleotides long. It is a transcript of the gene snx5, whose product is annotated as sorting nexin 5. The record is from RefSeq and is a predicted model, not a curated record. The coding region runs from base 126 to 1322 and encodes 398 amino acids. Gene Ontology annotation, molecular function: phosphatidylinositol binding; dynactin binding. Gene Ontology annotation, cellular component: endosome. Gene Ontology annotation, biological process: pinocytosis. The transcript has 13 exons. NCBI's taxonomy places the organism in Eukaryota, Metazoa, Chordata, Actinopteri, Cyprinodontiformes, Cyprinodontidae.